GGCUGGUGUCAUCGGCAGCGGCGUGGGCGUGGUUACCGGGGAAUGCCUGGAGAGAGAGUGUGGCAGUGAUUGGCUGGCGUCAUGAGACGGCGCCAUUUUUCUAUAUUUAAUAUAAAACCUGGAAUAUUCCCAUCUGUGCCAUUAGAAGCAGAAUAAAGUGCCAGCAUGGUGUCCUAGAUGGGGAGAUUCCAGAAGCAGGUGUGCCAGUUUGUGCUGGAUUACUUUGAUAGAACAUACACUAAAGAACUGGGGAACGCCUGGAGCACAGUCAGGGAAGUGCUUACGUCCCCUGAAUGCUGGCAAUAUGCCGUCCUGCUGAAUAAUUUCACAUCCCCUUGGGCGCUGGAGAAGCAACUGCACUUGAAAGGCUAUCGCCUGCUGUUUCAAGAAAUCUUCUGUCCGCAAACACUACAGUGUUUCAUUAAUGGAAACCCCGGCAAAUUUCCUUCUCAGCGGCAUCGAACUGGAAAACUGAAAGAGUAUUACGUGCUAAAUGCCUCUUCGCUUCUGCCAGUCCUGGCCCUCGACGUGAGGGAUGGAGAGAAAUGGCUGGAUAUGUGUGCUGCUCCAGGGGGCAAAUCCAUAGCGUUCCUGCAGUGUGCCACCCCAGGUCGCCUUCAUUGUAAUGAACCAGAUCUUCCCCGAUCACGGUGGCUGAAGCAGACCCUGGAGUCAUUUGUACCAGAGACAGAUAGGAACCACAUCUUUUUCUCAGAACUUGAUGGAAGGCUUCUGGGGAAGUUCCACUCGGGAUUUUAUGACAAAGUACUAGUGGAUGCCCCUUGUUCCAAUGACAGAAGUUGGCUGUUUUCAUCAGAUGUUCAGCAGGCUGCAGCACGAAUAUCCCAGAGGAAGAGCCUUCCAGUGCUUCAAACAGAGCUGCUCAGGUCUGCGGUGGAAGCGUUACGUCCCGGAGGAUCGCUGGUGUAUUCUACCUGCACCCUGUCAAGGGCAGAGAACACUGAUGUCAUUACAAAUAUCUUAAAUUCUUGCAGCAAUGUUGUACCUAUGGACCUGAGUUCUAUGGCUAGUGCCUUAUCCCAUGAGUUCACUUUUGCCCCAGGUAUACCUCAUGGGCUCUUGGUGCUACCGGACAACGGAAAAUCAUGGGGCCCCAUGUUUGUAGCUAAGUUAUUAAAAGUGUAGGUUAAACAGUAAAUUUCAGAUAAAAAAAGUAUCAUAAAUUCUUUGAUAGCUGUGUACAACCUUUCCCCACUCUUUUUCAUGACAAUCGAGCCAGCACCAAUGGCAAUGAUACAAAGAAUGUCGUUGGUUAGUGUGUUAGGUUACAUGGCCCAAUAAACGCUGCUGACAGACAGCAUCAGCAGCUUAUUGGCCUGUGUAUGGGGCUCAACCCCUUAUCCACCUGCCCAAUAUCUGGCUGAAAAUUGCCUAAAUGGCAAUAGGGCAGGUUUAAAAAUCCUGUUGGGGUGAGGAACUCAUUACUCAUUUGGCAACCAACAUGCACUGCCUUCAUGACCAGACAAUCAGUUUGAUACUGAGAUUCAUAAUAUUAAAUUAUUGUGCAGAUGAUUUUACUUAUGACGAUAGGGCCAUUUGCAUGGAAAGUCAUUUAAGUGGAACAUCCAUAUUUGUGUUGCCUGGCUAUGUUUAGCUAGUUCAUAAUUCAAAAAAUAUAAUGUUUCUGGCACAUUAAAAAGAGAUUUAUCGUCAGAUAGUUAUGGUCAGAUGGCAUGAAAACAAAAACAAAAAUGCAACCUGAGCUUGAAGUACCUUCAUAGGCAUUGGUUCUUGAUAUUUCGAACAGAAAAAUACAAAGUGAGAAUUACAUUUUUUUUUUCAUAUAAAUUGGUAUUUAAUGUCCUCCUCAAUUUUUCCUAAAAGCCAGUGUCUGGGGUGCCAGGGGCCUACCAGAGAACCUUAGACUGUGGGCCCAGUCUCCAAGCAAUUUUCCUUCUCUCUUCACUUGUAUUAUUUAUCUUCUUUCUAUUUAUUUUCUUUUUUCCCAUAUAGAAGUAGAAUGACUGUGGUAAAGGCAUACAAGGAAAAUGAAUGGGUGAGCAGGAGAGCCCACUGACACCUGGGCCCACUGGGAGUUCUCUUGGUAGCCUGGUGGGCCAGUCCGGAAAAUGAGUAACCUCCUCUGCAUGCUAGCAAAUGCACGGAGCUAGUCAGGGAAAUAGGAGAGCUGGAGUCUAUUGCAUGUGCUGAAAAUGAUGGGCUGUGAAUUUAAAUAGGGGUGAGCAGGGACCUCAACUCUGGGAUUGCAGUGGAUGUCAUUUGCUUGGACUUUGCUAAAGCAUUUUAUACAGUAUCACACAGAAAGUAAAUUAUAAAAUUGAACUAUAUUGGCCUGGAACAUAAUAUUUGUACCUGUAUAGAGAACUGGAUGAAGGAUAGAUUACUGAGAGAGGUAGUAAACGGAACAAUUUCUACUUGGGCCAGUGUUGUUAAUAGAGUACCGCAGGGGUCAGUCCUUGGUCCUAGAGAAAAGAGUGCUAGUUUUACCAAUACCUGUAGAUGAUCUAUGAAAUAUCCUAUAUUCCCACUUUAUCCUAAUAGACUUAUGAGCUUGUGCCUAGGUGCCAUGUAACAUUUGAACCUGAAUUUGGUAGUGUUUAAUAGUGUGUAGAACGUAGAAUGAUUGUAUAGAAUAUUAGUAUAGAACACUAUAGAAUUAGAAAACAAUAACCAGUGAAACCUUUAAAACAGACAAAAUAGUUAAUGGUAUACAAAUAAGGGGAGGGCCUAUAGACUAUAAAUGUGUGGAUAGGAAGCUCUAAAGUUUUCUGCAUGUCCUGUUCCUAGUGCUUCAUAUGUGAGCAAAGGUUAGGUGUGGCUGGGCAGCAUUGUGCCACCCCGGGUCUUUGUGGCCUCUGUGUGCCUAGGGCACAACAGUGUAGGGGGGCUAGGCAUGAACCUCUUGGACCAACUUGGAUCUGUUACCUAUGUCCUGUGCAAAGGUGAUUGCCCUUCUGGCCUAGGGAUCUUGUGACCAGUUCUUGCCUUGGUUUACAUAAUGGAAGGGAGAAUAUGGCUCUUUCUGUCUUCCUGGAUUCCAUCAUAGCAGGGGGUGACUCAGCUUGAGAGACUGAGGUCAAGAAGGGCUUCUGUACAAAAAGUAGAGUUGAAGAGGGAUCCAGUUUAAGAGACUUAGCAAAUAGUAGUGAGCAAGAGCAGACCUGACCUCCAUCAAGGAGAACUUGUUGGAUUAGUAUUCCUCCUGUGACAACUGCCUUAACGUAGGGUACAUAGGGAAUCCGGCUAUAUUUAUACCUGAGAGGUAUCUAUUAGAACACAGGAGACACAUUUCAUUGUGCUGUCCACCCUGUUAAUGAGAUUACACUCCCAUACUAUCCUUCUGCAACCUGGCUGGGUGUGUAGUUUAUACUACUACAUUGCUGGAUUUAUUGCCUUUGUUUAUGGUUAAGAACCACUGGAACCCAUUUCAUUUAUUCUUUAUACUCUCAAAGCAAUAAUGUUACAGUACGGAGACAUCACCUUUUCUUUAAAGGACAAUUUAAGUUAAACCCCCAUUUAACAUCACACAUCCAAAAGAUCUGGAAUCAUAAAUGUCUACUUUCAAAUAUUUUCUUCAAACCAACUACCCCAUACUCUGUAAAACCUUGAUUUUCCUUCUCAAAUUGAUGUCAGUUUUAUCUAUGCUUCAAAUGCAAACUCCUCCGCAUAACUCAAGCACGGACAUUAACCGUCCAUUCAUUUUAAAUGCAUAAAGAUUUUUUUUUUUUUUAGAAGAGAUGAUUUAUAUUCAGGAUCUGGCAUAGGAAAGCAUAAAGAGCCUUAUUUGCUAAGUUGUUUACUGGUAACGAGAGACUCGUGUUUACUGCAAAGGUCAGGGACUCUAUUGACAUUGCCUUUCAUCUUUUCCACAUUAACUAAAUAGGAAUUGAAAGGUUAAACUAUGUCGGCAGAAAGCAGCUUUAAGUUUCCUGCGCUUGCUGUAGUAGUUUGGUAGCAGCAUUUAAAUUGAAUUACCAAAGAUGAUUAGUAGCAAUAAUUGCUUUGCUUUCCUCGUUACUCGCAUAUAAAACCCAUCGACCAUGGCAAGCGCUUUUGUGAGACUCCCUUUGUUGCAGUUAUUGCCGUUUCUGUAACUUAAAAGAAAAAUAAAUUCUGCACGCAGUUUCUGUA
Xenopus tropicalis (tropical clawed frog) is the source of this 4113-nucleotide messenger RNA. It is a transcript of the gene nsun3, whose product is annotated as NOP2/Sun RNA methyltransferase family member 3. Gene Ontology annotation, molecular function: RNA methyltransferase activity; RNA binding; methyltransferase activity. Gene Ontology annotation, cellular component: mitochondrion. Bases 178 to 1146 code for a protein of 322 amino acids. The record is from RefSeq and is a predicted model, not a curated record. The transcript has 6 exons. NCBI's taxonomy places the organism in Eukaryota, Metazoa, Chordata, Amphibia, Anura, Pipidae. Gene Ontology annotation, biological process: RNA processing.